CGAGCGGGGAGGGCGCUGGAGUCGCAACAGCUUGUGUAGCUGCUGCCACUAGCUAGUUCGUUAGCCUAGCUGCGCCGCCGAGCAGUGACAUGCUGUGGCACAGAAAUGCUAUUCCACCGGGGCACAGCGUCGCAUCGAGCUAGGCUAGCGUGUCGGGAUGGAAAAUUAACCGUCUGCUAGACUCAGACUCCAGGAGCCGUUCGUGUGUUUGCGUGACGCCUUUACACGUUGAAUAUUUCCCACGGGGGGAGAAAGAAGAGGUGGCGGCCACCAGCAGGAGCAGCAGGAGCAGCGGCAGGAGCAGCAGCUAGCAGGUCAGCAGAGACGUAUCAGAGCCCUUGGAAGUUCUCAGCUUUGAUGCAGUGCAGUGAACCUAUUGCAAGAUGACGGAAGAGGUGAUUGUCAUCGCCAAGUUUGACUACAUGGCCCAGCAGGACCAGGAGUUGGACAUCAAGAAAAACGAGCGACUGUGGCUCCUCGAUGACUCCAAGUCCUGGUGGAGGGUUCGAAAUGCCACCAACAAAACAGGCUUUGUGCCGUCCAACUACGUGGAGAGAAAAAACAGUGCCAGAAAAGCGUCGAUUGUCAAGAACCUCAAAGAUACACUUGGAAUUGGGAAGGUGAAGAGCAGAAAAGGAGGGAUGAGAGACACAGCGUCCAACGCUGACACAGACAUGUAUGCAGAUAAUGGCGAGCGGCUCUACGACCUCAACCUGCCUGCCCUGGUCAAGUUCAGCUACACAGCUGAGCGCGAGGACGAGCUGACUCUUGUGAAAGGCACACGGGUGAUAGUGAUGGAGAAGUGCAGCGACGGGUGGUGGCGCGGCAGCUACAAUGGACGUUCGGGUUGGUUUCCGUCCAACUACGUGACGGAGGACAUGGAUGGGACAGCUGGGGGAGGUGGAAUGGGUGGACCUGGUGACCCGGUGGGAUCGCUAACGGAGAAGCUGGCAGCCGUGGUGAACAGCACCACAAACGGGAACAGGGUGCUGCACACAGUCCAGGCGCUCUACCCCUUCAGCUCAGACAACGACGAGGAGCUGAACUUUGAGAAGGGCGAGGUGAUGGAGGUCGUGGAGAAGCCGGAGAACGACCCGGAGUGGUGGAAGUGCCGCAAAGCAGACGGACAGCUUGGCUUGGUGCCGAAGAACUACGUCACUGUGCUGGACUCCACCGCCAAUAAACCUACAGCGGGGCUCGCCGGGCCGCCCACACCUGACUGUGACUACAUCUCGCCUUCAGGCAGCGGGCGCUUCGCGGGGAAGGAGUGGUACUACGGAAAGGUGACGCGACAUCAGGCGGAGGUGGCGCUCAACCAGAGGGGAACGGAGGGAGACUUCCUCAUCCGAGACAGCGAGUCAUCGCCAAAUGACUUCUCCAUCUCCCUGAAGGCUCAGAGCAAGAACAAGCAUUUCAAAGUGCAGCUGAAGGAAAACCUUUACUGCAUCGGACAGCGCAAGUUCAACUCUAUGGAGGAGCUUGUUGAACACUACAAAAAAGCCCCCAUCUUCACCAGUGAGCAGGGAGACAAACUGUACCUGGUCAAGGCCUUGGCAGCCUCCUGAUCCCUCUGUGCUACACACACACUCACACAGACACACACCUCGACACAUUAACUGCAUCCAUACAGUAUAUAUACAUACCGAUACUCACAGCAGAACACACACUAACAUUUAAACUCCAAGCCUGAGGACUUAACACAUCGUCAGGACUUCAAUGCCCGAUUUGUGAGCAUUCCAAGAGAAGGCAUGGAAGUUAAAAGCAUGGGAGAGACUCUGAGAACUGGAGGAGUGGAGACAAGAGAGAAAAGACUAUGGACUCCUGAGAGUUGACUACAGACCUCUUGGUCACCUAUUUUAAAUUAUCCAGAUGUGUUAGGUCAUAGGCAAUGCCAUGUAUUUCCACCUUGGUAUCUAUUAGUUGCAUUUAGUUUCCUUUUUUUGUUUUUGUCGAUAAUAUAUAAUCUUUUAACAGUUUCUUUUUUUAAAUGUGAUGAUUUUUUUAAAAACUAUAUCCAACACAAAACAACAACGGACCGUAUGAGGCUUUUUUCUUUCUUUUUUUUGUUUGUUUCAGCAGAUUCAGAAUCGAUCCCACAGAGGUUCUACAUCUCCACUCGUCUUUGUGUUGGCUGUCUUAACGGUUGUGGACGCACCGAUCCUCAACUUCUGCUAAAUGCAAAUUAUGAAUAAAAAUUAAGUGACCAAAAUAUAUUUAUUGACACAAUUCUAUGGUUGCAGCGAUUGGAACAUCCCACUCUGCAUCUGCAAAGUCAAACUAUAUUGUCGACUGUCCCUCUACAGAACUGCUUGUCUCACAUAUUGCUGUAUCCGUAUCAUGUGAAUGUUACCAGAGGCGGCCACGACGUUGCAUGCAGACAGAAUCACGUCCUCACACCUUCACUGGGAGAUAUUGACUGAGUUCAUCCAUGUGUGUGAAGGGUUGUAAAGUAUUCCCCCUCACAGUCGCCUCGUGCCGACCCCUCCCCCCCCUUCCCCCUGUACGCUGACCACUUCUGUGGAGCCGGGAGGGGAAACGGAGCACAAGUCCAGAGGAUGAUGUCACUGAUCUGGAAUUGGUGAUCACUGGAGGGAGUGAGAAAGGUCACCCAUGGGUCGUGUUGGUGCGGCUGCAGACUAUAUACAUGAAGCUAAGAGACGCCCUCUUCCCUCAGCAGCCACAAAGGAUUUCAGAAAACAACUCCUCACGACAAAGUGCUGCCAGGAGUGAACUGGUUUAAAUGCGUUUAUCUGGGCUCUGUAAAGUUGGAGUCUGGGUACGCAGUUUGUUUUUAACCAGUAAAAAGUCUGUCUACACAACACAUGACUUGUAUUUACAGUACAGUCUUCAGUGAGCGGGAGUGUGUCGAGUGAAAAAUGGACCAAGAAGUGUUUGAAUGUUGAAGGAGCAUCUCGUACCAGUGCCUGCAAUCAAAGCUGAGCGGCUCUUCACGGACGCAGCUCUAGCAGUGGGCUCAGGGAGACUAUGGCGACGAAGAGGACGACGAAUAUGAUGAUGAUGAUGAUGAUGAUCACGGUGCCUGCGAUGAUGAGCUCUCCAGCUGUGGCCUGUUGGACUCGAGCACAGAAAGUAGGGAACGAGAGGGAUUUCACAGAGGACGAAUGGAAAAAUGAACCCAAAAAGGAAAAGGAAAAAACUGAAUUAGGAUCCAGGGAGGAGACUUCGGAGAAUCCGUUCCACUGGAGAUGAGUAUCUGGAAUACUGCUCCCAGUCGUACUCGGGUGGGGGAAAUGGACGGAGCCCAACGCUGAUGUAUCUGAAGAGAAUAAAAGAUUUAGAAGUUUUAAGGUCGACUCAAUCCAGCGAUGCCACGCGGAACAGAAGAAGACAUGGGUGUAAACCUUAUUUUCCUCUCUCUCCAUCCUCCAGGUGAUUGACGGAGCUUUUCAUACAAGAGCUGUAGGACGACACUUUUUUUUUAAAGCUGUAAAAGAUGAGUUAUAAAAAGAAACAAUAACCUGUCAGUUUGAUUCACGAUGGCUUGAAAUGACAACGUCUAAUUUUACACCUCCAGCGCUCGACAAACCCUUAAUACAACUGCAACAGUUUUAUACAUGAAGAAAAGCAACAUUCCAACAUGAACACAGCAGAUUUCUAACGUCAUGCCUCUUUACGUGUAAAUCACAGGAUUGUUUAUCACACGACUUGACUGAUUUUUUUUUGUUGUUGUUAAUUUAAGGUCAUUUAUCUCUAAAGACCUAUUCCACUUUCACAUACGACCAUGAUUUCAACAUAUGUAGGAUAUUUGUGCCUGUUCCCCUCGUUUCGUUUCCAGUCGCCAGAUAAAGUAUUUGGGUUACAAGAAUCCUAUUACAUGUCAUUUACUACACCCAAUCCCUGGCUGCUGCUGCUGUAUCGGUGCCAUGUUGCUGACACUUCCUGAGAGACGGUGUUUGCCUGCAGUAGUUGGAGUGAUCCACUGCCGUCAGCAACCUCAUUUUAAUUUUAUUUAUUUGAUUUUUGGGGGGAGGGGGGUGAAAUUCCCUCCCUGACUCUGAUCUCUGCAGAAUCUGCGACGUCACGCAGCAUUAAAGUGACAAACGCCAACGCAACGUGCCCCAAUUUGAAGGAUUAAGGACGGAAUUUUUUAAUGUGCCUUCACAGCUUUCUGUCAACCAAAGGUUUAGUGCCCUUUUUCUUUUUUUCUCCUUCAUCCAGUUCUUCCCCCUUGUCACCGCUGCGUGCUAUUUGGUUCAAGCUUUGCAUGUGCAUCAGUCGAGUCUGAUCAUCCUGACCGAAAAGGUUAUUUCCUUAUUUAGCGCUCGCUGAUAAUGUCAUUGUCUAACUUUUUAUUUAAGUCUUUUUUUUUGUCAUGCGUCAAAAAGCCCAUUAGUUGAUCCUGUGUGUAGUUUCAAGUGACCUUAACGUAGCUGAUCUCAUCCAGUAAAAACUUCAUGUACAGUUUGGAAACAUGCUGACGUUCACUCAGAAACAAUAACCCCAGGUGUGAUGUAACCAUGACCCGGAUCUCAUGUGCGAGCACCUCAUCGUAACGGUGUCACAUACAGUAUGUCAGGGUUUCCAAGGAAACGGUUUUUAAUGUCUGUAAGUGUAAGACAUUCACUUUUGCAGUUAAGCCACUUAAAUAUGUAAAAAGACAGAUCAUUGAUCCUUAAAUGUGUUACUUGAUAUACAAAUACAAAUCCACAGUAUCUCCCUGCAUAGAUAAUGUUAUGAUAAACUGGGAUCUUUUUUCAUUUUACAAAGAAGGCCGCAUGAGCAGAGCCUCGUAGCUGUACAGACAUGGUUUUAAAUCUGCUUCAAAAACACAUGGGCGUCAGUUGUGAUGGAUAUUAUCAAGAGAUCUCUUCUCUCAACUCAUUUUUCACCAGAGUUGCAGCAGGAACUUGUGACAAAACAAAGCCUGACGUGAUGUCGUAUCGAUUUCUUGAUAAUGUUGACGACAAACGGCCCGUGUUUUAACUUUGGUGCUUUUGUGCUGCUUCCAUUUCUAUGGUGUUCUUUGUCUCACAAAGCUUUGAUCGUUGUUUAUGAGCAAGAGAGAGAGUGAUGGAAAAACAGAUCCAUGCUGUGGAAUGAUCAAGGCAGUGCUGUGAAAAAUUAAAAAAUGUCAUGCUCUUAAAUACUGUUCUUAUGAAAAGGGGAGAUGUGUUCAGGUGUAAUGAUUUAGAAGAGUUUAUUAGAGUGUUCAAAAGACAUAAUAAACCACAUGAAAAUCA
Messenger RNA from Paralichthys olivaceus (Japanese flounder), 5201 nucleotides. It is a transcript of the gene nck1b, whose product is annotated as NCK adaptor protein 1b. Lineage: Eukaryota; Metazoa; Chordata; Actinopteri; Pleuronectiformes; Paralichthyidae. Gene Ontology annotation, biological process: cell migration; negative regulation of endoplasmic reticulum stress-induced eIF2 alpha phosphorylation; positive regulation of translation in response to endoplasmic reticulum stress. Gene Ontology annotation, molecular function: receptor tyrosine kinase binding; ephrin receptor binding; signaling adaptor activity. The record is from RefSeq and is a predicted model, not a curated record.